Messenger RNA from Salvia miltiorrhiza (redroot sage), 960 nucleotides. RefSeq names its product glutathione S-transferase T3-like. Bases 1 to 960 code for a protein of 319 amino acids. Lineage: Eukaryota; Viridiplantae; Streptophyta; Magnoliopsida; Lamiales; Lamiaceae. The record is from RefSeq and is a predicted model, not a curated record. The transcript is spliced from 2 exons.
AUGCUUAAGAAUUGGAUUCGUGAAACAGCGAAAGAUGAUAUAGAACGAGAGAUGAUUGCUAUUGCUGAUGAAGAAGAUGCAGAAACAGCUCAUAACCGUGAAAAUAUGUUCAACUCUCAAACCUUCACAUCUCAACCUUUCACUUCUCAACCCUUUGCCUCUCAAAUUCCAUCACAUUGUACACAAAUUAACCUCACUGAUGACGAUGAUGUUGUCGAAAUUCCCACAAGCACAAAAAAAUCAAAGAGAAAAUGGUCUGUUUCAGAGGAGAUUUGUCUUGCACAAGCUUGGGGCACCAUCAGCAAUUCCUCUAUAGUUGGAAAUGCACAAAAAAAUAAAGAAUUCUGGGAGAAGACUGUCGAAUAUUACAACGCAGCAAGGCCAAAGGACUCAGAACCUCGAAAAUGGGAAGCUAUUAAAUCUCAUUACUAUCAUAUAAUGCCUGAUGUUAAUAUUUUUUCAGGUUGGUACAAUAACUUCUAUGAAAAUCGAGCUAGUGGCCAAAGUGACGAGGAUGUUCUAGACGCUACACUAGAAAAGUGGCGAAGCGUAAAUCCAAAAAAGGAGUUCAAGUACCAGCACGUAUGGAAGAUAAUGAGAGAUUUAGAAAAAUGGGCUCCACAACAAAUGGCUCGUCAUGCCAGUAAGAAAGCUAAGACAUCUGAGUCGGAAAGUCAUACGUCAACAGAAGGCAUGCCUGAAGUUCGGAGACGUCCAAUGGGGCAACAACGAGCAAAGAAACUUGAUAAAUCAAAAGGAAAAGGUAAAUUGGUUGAAGAAUCAAAUAAUAAGUGGGAACAAAUGUUGGAGAUUAAAACAAAAGAAUUUGAGCGCGCAGAUGGAGAGCUUAUGUUGAAAGAAUUCGAAACAAUUAGAAUGGACACUAGCGGAAUGACAGAUGAAGAACUCCACAUUCAUUCCAUGAUUGUGGCAAGUAUUAAAGCAAAACGUAAUUGGUGA